AUGGAUAUGAUCACCUAUUUUGUCUGGGCAGUCGCCGUCAUAGCUUGUGCGGCGUUGCUGCGCAGGAACAAGCGAAACCCACCUCUACCUCCUUGUCCUCCUGCAGAUCCAUUAAUCGGCCAUCUGCGUCAAUUCACGUUCGCUCCUCAACGUGAGCUCUUCCAGAAAUGGGCUACGGAAUACGGCGACGUCUUUCAUCUCAACAUCUUAGGGCAGAUUAUUAUAGUUGUGAACUCCCUUCAAGUCGCAACUGACCUCCUCGAGAAACGGAGCGCGAACUACAGUGACAGGCCUGCUUGUACUGCCCUGGAGAUGAUGGGCUGGAAGGCGAACGUUGCCUUUAUGCGGUAUGGCGCGAGGUGGAGGAAGCACAGAAAACUUUUCCAAGAGUACUUUGGCCAGAGUCAAAGCCUGACAUACCGCGCCCAUCAGACUGAGGAAGCGCGUAUGCUCCUGAAAGAUUUGCUCACUUCGCCGGCGGAGUUCAAGGCAUGUACGCAGAAGUAUGCUCUUCUGAGCAUCAUAGGCAUUGCAUACGGACACCAGGUAAAGUUGGAUGACGACGUCUAUGUCAAAUUUGCACAAGGCGCAAUCCACGGAGUCGAAGAAGCCGCUGCAGGAACCACGUUGCUCGACCUCUUACCAUUCCUGAAAUAUAUCCCUUACUGGCUGCCCGGAUGUGCUUCGUUUACCGCUGCGAUGAGGCGGUGGGGCCCUGCUACCAGGGGUUUAUGCGAAUAUCCGCUCAACGAUGUGCGGAAGAAGAUGGAAGCGGGGACUGCGCAGAAUUCGUUCCUUGCGUCUCACCUGGAGUGCCUCAACACGGACGGCGCCGACGAAGAAGACCUCGAGGACAUCAAGGGUGCCGCUGCGACGAUACUUACAUCCUCGCUCAUCCAGAGUUUCCUCCUGUUCAUGAUGCUGUUCCCCGACGUGCAGCGCAAGGCGCAGCAAGAGAUUGACCAAGUCGUCGGCUCCGGGCGGCUCCCAGACUUCGAAGACCGCGAUACGCUGCCAUUCGUAGAAUGCGUACUCCAGGAGACCAUACGAUGGUACCCAAUCGCUCCGUUCGCUAUUCCUCACCGAAGUCUCGACGACGACAUAUACAACGGAGUGCUUAUUCCGAAAGGCUCUGUAAUCAUACCUAACGUGACGGCAAUGAGCCGCGAUGAGACAACGUACAAAGAGGCAAACAAGUUCCUCCCUGAGCGCUUCCUACCGGCUCCUGUCGGUCGCGGCGAGCCGCACCUCAGCGUCAUCUUUGGGUUCGGUCGGCGGAUCUGCCCUGGGCAGUAUUUUGCGGACAACAGCGCAUGGAUCGUCAUCGCGAGCGUCCUCGCGGCUUUCGACAUCUGCAAGCCCGUUGGAGCGGACGGGAUAGCAGUUGAGCCCCACAUGGAGUACACCACUGAUGGGAUUGCAAGAUCUCUGCUCUUUGUCGUGCAGCCGUCCGAUGCCUUUCAAGUGUGUUCUGCGACCGCACUCAGAGACGGCGAAGGCGCUGGUUGA
Sparassis crispa is the source of this 1509-nucleotide messenger RNA. RefSeq lists its product as hypothetical. Bases 1 to 1509 code for a protein of 502 amino acids. The record is from RefSeq and is a predicted model, not a curated record. Lineage: Eukaryota; Fungi; Basidiomycota; Agaricomycetes; Polyporales; Sparassidaceae. Gene Ontology annotation, molecular function: monooxygenase activity; oxidoreductase activity, acting on paired donors, with incorporation or reduction of molecular oxygen; iron ion binding. The transcript has 12 exons.